Guillardia theta CCMP2712 is the source of this 6282-nucleotide messenger RNA. RefSeq lists its product as hypothetical. Gene Ontology annotation, molecular function: protein binding. Bases 1 to 6282 code for a protein of 2093 amino acids. The transcript has 21 exons. The record is from RefSeq and is a predicted model, not a curated record. Lineage: Eukaryota; Cryptophyceae; Pyrenomonadales; Geminigeraceae.
AUGGGGGCAGGGUCUAGCAGGCGCAACAAUGGCGGCGGGAAAGAGAAGAAGGCGGGAAGAGAAGGAGAACAGAAGGACUCUAGUGAUGCGAACAAGGAUGCUCAGGGAGGGAGUGGGAAGGAGGAGCAGGAGGGGAGGGAGCAGGAGGGAUUCAAGAGCGCUGAGAAGCUCGCGGUUUCGGGUCUUGCGAAGUCCGAAUCAGCGGUGCGGCCGAACGAGGAUGCGGAGCCAUCUCACCAUCAAGUUGCCCACCCAGCAGGAAUUGAGCAUGUAAAGAGAGAGAGCGUGCAUGAGCAGCACAGUGAGAUCAGCAACGAGCCUGCUCCGAGGACCUCCACAGAGAAACGAAGGAGCUCGCGCGAGUCCGGACGUCACCAGAGCAUGUUCGGCUUCUCCUGGAUGUCGCUGUCCCGCCAUUCCUCACUCAGCUCAGCUCAAGGAGCAGAUGAAGGAGCAGGUGGAUCGGAUCCUCAUGCUGUCGACGAUGGCGGUGAGAUGGGGGUCGACAGGGCAGGCGCGCCCGAAAGUUUCAGAGACAUGCAUGGUAGAGGCACCGCCCCCAUGGCAACUGACGGAAGGCGAGAGGCUCGAGCCAAGUCGCGUCUGUCCAGCACGACAGACUCCAUGCAGGUGAAGAGCAGCCAAGAAACCCACGGGCAUGUGGAGGAGGAGGCGAUGUGGGAGGAAGAAGCUGAGCCCUUGAGCAACGAGUGCUGCUUCACGAUCAACCUCUCCCAAGGCUGGGAGGAGAUGCUCGCGGAGCAGACGGCAGGGACGUGGAGGAGCCGUCUGUCGAGAUGUAUGGAGUUGGAUGAGGGCGUGUUCGACUCGAUCACGUUAGAUCGUCUUGCUGUGCGAGUGACUAUGGUUGCUCCCGAGCCAUACUCGCUCUUUCAUCGCGCUCUGCUCAUGUUGAUCAACCGCAUGCUCCGCAACGACCUCCCCGAGACGGACCUGCUCAGGGCCGCGCUGAGCUUCUCCGUCCAGCGCCUCCCUCCCAUCAACAGCUUCGAUCCGGUUCCCUCCCAUCGCAGCGCGGGGAGGAGGAAGAGGAAGUUCUGGGUCUACAUCAGCCUGAAUGUUGAGAACGAGAAGAACCUCCUUGGCAACGAGUUCGUCGACAAGCACCUGAUCCCUGCCCUCUCUUGCAGGCUUCCGCUUGUGGACCUUGUGGUUUGCAACCCAAGGGACCACUAUGGCUGCAUCCCGAAGGAGGAGGAUUGUGUGGAGGACCCGUUCUGUCUCCUCUUCCAAGACAAGAUAUCUGUGCAAGAGGCCGAGUUGAGAUGUGCACUUGCGACUUGGACCAGCAGGGCAAGGUUCCUCGCCUUGUACUGCUGCAAGCAUCGAUACUCUCCGCACGUCUCCCACUCUGGGUCUGCCAGCCCGCAUGCGGCUCUGCUGGAGCAGGAGAUGAGGAGGUACAAGAGCUUCCUCCACGCGCAGAGGUCACUGUGUUUGUGCAACCUCUCCGAGGACGAGAAGACUUCGCUUGUCCUCCGAUCCAUCGUUGAUGAACUGCAAGAAAUCAUCGAGCAGUCUUCAAACGACCCAGACCCCUCACUGACCUCACCCCAACAACCUCCACAUCCACAAACUCCCUCCCAGCGCUCCUCCAACGUCAUCCCUUGCGAGCCCCGGGUUGACUUCCCCUUAAACAUCCAAGAAGCAGCGCACCGCAACUUUGCCGACAGUAUGUGUCGCCAGGGCCCUCCGAACAGACCUGUCCUGCAGCAGCUGCUGAACGCGGUGAGGAAGGGGGAGGAGAGGAUUCUGGUUACGGGGCCCGCGGGGUCGGGCAAGACGACCAUCCUAUCGAGAUUUUCCCGGAAGAUCUCGCAAGUUCUGAAGGAUUCGACCGUCAUUGAGCACUACGACGAAGCGUACGGCAUGCAAGACAGGUAUGUCUCCAUGCUCCGAAGGUUCUGCGGGUCACUCGGGCGGCUGCUGGGAGAGCAGGUGGAGGAGACUCAAGAUGCGCUCCUGGGCAACCAGCUCAACUGGCUGCUGAGGAAGGUCAGUGGAGGCUGCAAGGAGGCUCGGCAAAAUUCUCCUGCUCUUGUUAUUGCCAUCGGCGUAAGGGGAGGUGUAGGGAGGUCGGGCACGGACGUCAGGCUCUCUCUCUCCAACCCCGCGCUGCUCGAGGUCAAGAUCAAGGGUGUUGAGAGCACAGAGCAGGCGAUGGAGAUAGUGGAGAGGAGCUUGAGGACCAAGUCUCUUCACCAUGCUGGAGUCCUCGAGGAGUUCUGCGAAGCCGUGUGGCAAGCGCGCAUGCCCUGCCAGCCAGGAUGGAUCGCUCAUUGCUGCCAGCUCGUUCGAUUCGUUGCCAUCCUCCUCCGGGUGAAGAACCUUUCCCUCACAGCUGCUGCCCUCCAACCCGAGAGGAGGAGGACAUGGGACGAGACCUUGCAAGGAUCCCUCCAGCUCCUCUCCAGCGCCCUCCGGGCCCAGGGCCAGCCGCUGCACUUGCCUGUCUCCCGCCUCUUGAGGGAGGAGACGAGGUUGGAUCUGGACUUGUUCCAGGCCUUCCUCGCUCUCUGCUUGCAGACGUCUUGCGGGAGAGGGACUGCGCAGGUUGACGGCCUGCGGGUCAGCAACGAUAGCACGUUGAGUUUCUUACAAUCAUGGUGGAUGGCAGAGAAUUUCUCCCUGAGGAUGAUCGACUGGGACUCGCUCCCCUUGUCCCACCUCGCAUGGCGCUCAGACAUUCUCUUUGCUCUCAACUGGCUACCGCGCAAGAUGCUGGAGGACAGGCAAGUUGAAGACUGCGCAGAGCUCUUGAUGGACUGGAACAUUCUUGUUGCUCACAUCCUCGGGGGACUGAGCGUCGUCUACAUCUCGGAGCUGGAGGAGUGUAUUGAAGCGUUCGACAGCGAGGGAGGAGACAGCUCAGAGGCAUCACAACAUCUCGACCGCAGCUUGCUGUUGUUGACCAAAUGCAAACUCAUCAGAAACAUAUACCACAAGAUCCGCAAUGUGAAGGCUACACAAGAAGUUUUCCUCCUGACCCAGGUCUACCACGAGCUUCAAUCAUUACAAGCCCUCCAACCCCUCGGCUCAUCACUGGGGAAGCGUUCCAGUGACAAGGUGGAGAAGGAAGGAGACGGGGAGGAGCAGGAGAGCGAGCGGGAGCAGCAGCAGGGAGACGGGAGGCAGCAGUAUCCGAGAUCGGCCUUCGUCUCAGCAGAGGCGUCAAGGAUUGAAGUGACGGACAGGGCAGAUGGUAAGGAAGGGGGGUCGACGGGGAUGGAGAACUUUGCCUUCACUCACGUAACGUUUGCCCCCAACGGCUCCUCCUUGAUCAGCAUCUCCGGCUAUGACGGGAGGGUGCGGCUGUUCGACUUGGCGAGGAGAGAGAAGAUGGACGAGAUUGCAGGGCACGCGUCCACAGUCAACAUGAGCUCCUUCGAUUCUGCUGGGUCCCUGCUUGCCUGCGCCGCUGACGACGGCUCCCUAUCCGUGUGGCAGUUAGGGAGCAGGGGGGGGGACAAGGCCAGGAUGGUGGCGAGGUGCCGGUCGAGGGAGCAGGGAGACAGGGAUGGACACGAGGACUCUGUUGGGAGAUGCUUGUUCCAUCCUGACGGCAAGCUGAUCAUCUCCUCUUCCGACGAUCUGAGCAUCAAGAUUUGGACCUUCUCCUCCUCCACCACUUCCUCCUUCGCCAAGGUUGUCUUCUCUCUUGCUCCACAGGCUGGGUGUAUCACCCUCCUAUGUUGCUCCCUCCUUCGCCCCGUCCUCCUCUCCGGGGAUGAGGAAGGAGUCUUGGAUCUGUGGGACAUUUCCGUGCUCUACCAGUCCAACGGUAGCCUGCAGGUCAAGGGGACCAACGUGUGGAAGAGGAGGGAGAGGGAGGAGGCAGCUUUGUGCGGCUCCUUCUCCCCUGAUGGCGAGUGCUUCCUGGUCGGGCAUGCUGACGGCUACCUGCUCCUCGUGUCCUCCUCUUCCUUCGACGUCCUGUCGCUCCUCCUCCUCGACGUGGUCCCUCAGUCCCUCUCCUUCUCCUCUCAGUCCUCCGCCUCCACCGCUCCCUUCCUGUGGCUGGUCUCCGACUCUGCCUGCGUGCUGGCGGUGGACUUGAAGGAAGAGGAGGAGAUAGCUCGAUUUCAGCUAGAGUCGACGGCUGGAGGAUCGAGCAUGGCGCUGCUCCCGGGCCCAGAGAUGACGUGCAUGUGCGCGAGAGGAGAUGGCGAGCUGUUCAAGCUCAAGCUGAUCGACUCCGGGAGGAGAGGGCAAGGCAGAAGACUUCACACUCGGGGCGAGGAGGAGGAGGAAGAGGAGGACGAGGACGAGGACGAGGAAGAGGAGGAGAAGGAGAAGGAGCUUCGAGACAGGGAGAGCGGGAACAGCGUUGUGAGGAUAGCAGGAGAGAACGUGGUCGGCGGAUGCAAGCUCCUACAUCUCCACUCGGGUCCUGAGUUCAUCCGCCUUGAGCGGAUCGGGCAGUGCGGGCGAUCAGCGUCAGUGAAGUUCUUCCUGUCAGCUCCUGACAUCGAGUCGCGCGAGCAUGUGAACCUGAGCGGGUCGGUGGAGUGGAAGGAGGGAGAGGGAGAGGACAAGCUCCUGUGGUUCGCUGUUGACGAUCCGACGAGCUGUCAGGAGGCCACUGUCUUCACGCAGGAUGAAGGAGGAGGAGGAGAGGAGGAAACGGCAGGAAGAGAAGAUGGUGGUGAAGGAGGAGGAGAGCUGAAGUGUAUCACUGCCAAGAUCGUGAAGAGGGGAGCGAGGCAGAGGGUCCAAGGGCGAACGAUCCCUCUGCAGAUGUACAGCGAGGAGGAAGAGGAGAGGUGGGGCUACGUGGAGAAGCGAGUCGUCCUCCUCGACCUCUCCGUGGUCGAACAGCAGCUGCAAGCUGUCUCCCCGUGCUUACCUGACGUGCUGGAGGGCCUCAGGCGUUUCACAUCCGCCCAUGUUGCCAAGGCUGCCGAUCACAACGCGCUCGCUGUCCUCUUCCUCUCCCACCGCAGGCCGCAGGAUCUCUUCCCGCCCCACGAGCAGCUCCCCGACCUCCUCCUCCUCGUCGCUGAGGGAGGGGGCGCCAUCAACAUGCGCGCAGCGACGACUGUGCUGAUUGAGCCAGAAGACGCGAACUACUACUUCUUCCUGCAGACUGGCUACCUCCCUCCCUCCCUCGUCCUCCUGCUGCCUGGGGAGACCAUGCAGCUGGAGCUUGUAGCUGCGGAGGGAGGAUGCGAACUAGAUGAGGGCGCGAGGACAAUGAAGUUGAAGCUGGUUGAGGACGAGAGGUGGAUCGAAGAGUACGAGCACGAGCACGAGCACGAGCACGAGCACGAGGCAAAAACUGCGAGGAGGAUUCAGAAGGAGGACGUGUCACUUGCUGCUGCCUUCGUUCACACGACCCAUGAGCUCGAGGCGAUCAACGGGUGGAGGACGAGGAUGGAGGAGGAGAUGAGUCGAGCUGAGAGGAGGGGAGAAGAGAGGAGGAAGCUGCAGGAGAAGAUCGAUCGGGUGCUAUGGCUGCGCAAGAUGGAGCGGAUGGUCGAGGUCAAGGCGAGGAUCCUGAAGAGCAUGCAGACGAGGAGGAUGAGGAGGGAGGAGAAGAGGGAGGAGGCAGGUGCGGGAGGAGCAGGAGAAACAGGAGCAGGAGCAGGAGGAGUGGGAGCAGGAGUGGAGGAGCAGGAGUUGCAGCAGCAGGAUGCUUCUGUGGUCAUGUCGUCUACUGCGAUCAAGGAAGCGGCGCGGACAAGCGGCAAGGAGGAGGAGGCGAAAGGUGCAGGAGAGAAUGGAGCAAUUAUCCCUGCUACCCACCCUGCCUCUGAAGGAGCUCUUGGCAAGGAUGUUGGGGUCGACCGGGGAGGAGAGGAGGACGAGGGAGCAGAGGAGGGAGAAGCGAGGCUGUGGAAGGGAGCGAUGCCGGAGGGGCAAGAGGAGGAGGAUGGAGAGGACAAGCUGUUCGAGGCCAACGACGUCUCCAUCUCCUUCAAGAGGGUUCCCUCCACCUCCAAGCAGCUCGCCGACAGGAUAGAGGCAGAGCUGAUGAAUCGAUUCCCGUGGAGGAGGACGAGAAAGGACCUCGAGCCAGGCUUCAGCCGCCAACCUCGUCCUCCUCUCGCUCAAGACUUCUCCCUGGUCCUCAAAGGAUGGGCGAAGGCGCAGGCAGGAGCGGAGGAGAAAAGGAGGAAAGUUCCUGCCAUGGACUUCCAAGGGGUGGAGAGCUGGUGGAAGGAGGCGGCGAGGGAAGAGGAGCUAGAGGAGAGUUCGAUCAAGAUCAGCGGAAGGGAUCAGUCGGAGGAGAGGGAGGCGCUAGUGCCGGCUGGUAGAUGA